AUGGUAAGACAGAUGAGGUCAUUCCUUUCACUGAAGAGGCUGAUACAGGACGAGCAGAGGGGGGGGAAGCAGCAGAAAGACCAACAGCAGCAGCACCUGCCUCACCCUCCACCACCACCACCUCCACCCACCCACCCUCCCUCUUUCCCUUCAGCCUGCACGUUCCAGGACUUCAUCUCUCCUGCCGCCGCUUCCACCACCGCUGCCAUCAUGUGCGACUGUUUCCACCUGGCCUUUCCUAACUGGCACGCCGCCUCUUCAGGGACGGGUGCUGGUCGGAGGCUGAGAGCACCAGAGCCUGGUACAGAGGACGAUUCAACAUGUGACGAGCCAUCUCAGUUCACAGAGAGAGAGCGACCGCGGCCUCAAGGGUCGUCCCCCGUUGAGGAGUAUCCUGAAACGGAAAAAUACACCGACAGCGACAAAGAGUUUGAAGCGGAGCAUGACCUACACCACAAAAGUGGGAGUGGAAAGAAGAGCAAAAAGUCUGGGCUUGGGUCCAUGUUUGAAAAGCGCUCAACUCCGAAGAUGAGUAAACUGAAGGAAGAUCAAAGCCCUGAGUCUGGGGUGAUGGUGAAAACAGCCCAAGAUGGAUGUUCAGAGGGUCUCGUUUAUGGUGGAGGGGGGAAAGAGGGGAUAUUCAUAAAGGAAGUGGUACCAGAGUCACCUGCCUCAAAAAAUCUGAAACUGAAAGAGGGUGAUCAAAUUCUGAGCGCCACUGUGUACUUUGACAACAUGUCAUAUGAGGACGCCAUUCAGAUUCUGGAGCACGCUCAGGCUUACAAAGUGAAGCUCUGCUUGAAACGCAACCCAGUCAUCACAGAGACGGAACCAGUCACCGAAUCUGAUGCAAUCCCUGAAGAAGAUGUCUAUGCUCCAGAGAUGAGAGAGCAAGGAAAAACCAAAAGGCGUGGUGAUGCCCGCAUUUCCUGGCCUAAGUUUCCCUCCUUUGGAAAAGGAAAAAAAAAGUCGCGCUUUUCAAGGUCUCACAGCUCCUCAGAGGCUGAAGCAAAGAAGCUUGAGCUUAGCCCAACUACAAGCGACACGGAGUCACCUAUAAAGACUCAGGAUGCCCUGAAGGGCAAGAAGAAGCAUAAAAUUAAGCUUCCUCUUCUGUCGAAGAGAGGCCGCAUAAGUUCAUCUGAAGACCAGGACACAGAUGCACCAACAACUGCGCAGUUGGUUUCCCCUGAGAACCUUGAAAGUUCCUCAGGAGAAACACCUGAGGUCUACGUGACAGAGGAGCUAAAGUUAGUAGAAGACUUAAGAUGUGAGGAAAACAAGCCUAAAACUGUUCAACACAAGGUGGAACUCAUCACUAUAGAUAGCACUUUGAAAACAGAAGAUCUAACCAUGGCUCUGGCAGGGGAAGAAAGCUCCUCUGGUAUCAAGUCCCCUGAUGGGAAGAAAAAGAAGAAAGAGCGAUCUGAAUUAAAAAUGAAAAUUUUGGGGAAAGAUAAAUCACACAAGAACGAUGCAAAGGCAAAAUCCUCACCAAAAAGGCUGAAAACUCUUGGGGCAAGUAUUGAAAUAGCAGACCAACCUGAAAUUACAAAAGGAGAUCAACAAGCACUAGAUGCCAAUACCCAAAUAAUCAGCAGUGAUAGCUUAUGGGUAAUCCCAGACAAACCAGAGAAAGUAAGUGUGCCAAAGGUGGAACUUGAAGUAUCUGAUGUUGCACUGAUACAAAUAUCUCCCCAGAAAGUUGAAGAAAAAACUAAGAAAGGCAAGGAAAUCAAACAGAAACAAGAAACAAAGACAGGUCCAACAUUUAAAAUACCUAAAAUAGGCUUUAGUGACAUUGCUAUGGAGGAAACAAUCCCAAAAGUUGAUGUAAAUGUUGGAGAAUCCACAACUAAUAUUGAGAAGCUUACUACUGAGGGUACAGAAGAGAAAGAUCCUCGUGACCGACUGUCAAAAAGUAUUUCCAGAACAAAACUUCCAAAACGUGAAGACAUUGAGAUUCCAGGAAUGGAGGACAUGUCUAUGAGAACCAAAGCCAAGGGAAUUAAAGAGCCUAAGGCUGUUUUUACAGGACAUUAUGAAGAGAUUCAAGCUGAAACUGUACAAAUGUCAAUUGAUAUGGACAGCGUGAAAGAGGCCGUUUCUAAAUUGCCUGGAUUUAAGCUGCCUAAGGUUGACACAAGUGGAGUGCUUAUUCCAGAAGAAAUUACUGUUAUCGAUGCAAAUGCACAAAGAAUAUCAGUGAAAACACCGACCAAAACAAAACACGACGCACAGUUCAGUAAAGUCCACAUGACUGCCACUCAGGAAAUCUCCAAGACAACAAUCAAACUCCCAAAGAUCAGACCAUCUGAUCUAACUUCAGAGGAACUUGUAAUGGAAUAUAAAACUGAGCCUCAACAAAGAGAUGAUGUUAAUAAAAGAGAACAUAUCAUAAUACCAGGAAAAGAAAGUGAGCGAGAAGUGGCGACUCUUCUGACACAAGAAACACAAGAACUCGAAUCAAACAAGGCCAAGAAAAAGAUGCAUAGCUUUGGGAUUGGAAAACCAGUAUUUAAAAUCCCAGAUGUUGGAAUUCACUUGCCAAAACAAGAAAUCUCUGAGCAAAAAGGUGACAACGUAAAAGGCGAAAGGACUAUACUCCUCCAAGAAGUCAAAAUAUCAAAGACCGACACAAGUAAAAAGAUUGGAGGAAUGACAUCUGAUAUCAACGUACCGAAAUUUGAAGGCAUUGAUUUCAUUGAUGGUUCACCAGUCAGAAAUGAAGGUGGCAUUGGGCUUACAGGUUUUGAUGUUAAUCUUGAUGCUACAGGCCUGAAGGCUGACACCUCUUUACUCAAAGCUGAGGAGCACUCAUUUAAACUACCCAAAUCUGGAGCAGCAACUCCGAUAAUCAGCGGAAAUGUGCCCGAUGCAGAAAAGGAUAUAAAUAUUGAUGGGGCCGAGAUAAGAACACUUGAAAAAGAGGAAAAGAGUGGCAAUUUCAAAAUGCCAAAUAUUAGAAUCUCCAUGCCAAAGAGGAAAGGUCCUAAAUUUGAUGUAAGCCUAUCAGAGAAAGACGUAGAUGACCAAGACAUAUCUUUAGUUGACAUCAAUGUAGAAGCUUCUACUGAAGAGCGUAAGAUGAAGGUCAAAAAACCUGAAGUGGAAAUGCAACCUAGGCAGCCUGAAGGUGAACCUUAUGGACAAGGAAGCAGGUUCAAGAAACCAACAUUUGGCAUCACGACUCCAAAAGUAAAAGGGCCUGAAAUUAACUUUGGCUUAUCAAGCAAAGACGGAGAUAUGACACUUCCAAAAGUCAAGGCUGAAGUAAAAGACCUUGAUGCUCCUACGAUUGAUGUCAGUCUUGGGAAAGCUGACAUUUCGUUUCCAAAGGGGAAGAUGGAAGUCCCUUCAGUAGAUAUGAAAACUACAGGAACUGAAGAGGACGGGAAGGGAAGCAAAUUUAAAAUGCCACAUAUUAGUUUCUCUAUGCCAAAAGUGAAAACGGCUAAAAGUGAUCUCAGCUUACCAAAGACAGAAGUAGAUGUCAAAUUACAAGAGACAAAUGCUGAUGUAAAACUACCAGAGGUUGAUGUUGGAAAAGUAGAUGUUUCAACUCCUGAGGCUAAAAAACAUGAAACUGAAAUGCAGUUCUUGCCUGGUGAAGUUGAACUUGAUGGGCACAAAGGCAAGUUCAAAAUGCCAAAGUUUCAAAUCAAAAUACCAAAAGUAAAAGGGCCAGAAUUUGACUUGAGCUUAUCGAAGAAAGAUGUUGAUGUCACAUUACCCCAGUCCAAGGUUGAUGUCAGUCUUGAAAAAACAGACAUUUUGAUUCCGGAUGCAAAAGUCAAAGUAAAAGAAAAUGAUCUUGAAAUUAAAGCUUUGCAGACUGAACCUGGGACCAGGAAAUGUGUUAAAAUGCCAAAGUUUGGAAUUUCCAUGCCAGAGGUAAAGGGACCUGAAUUUCAUCUAGGCUUAGCAAAGAAAGAUGUAGAUGUGACACUACCAGAAGCCACAAUUGAUAUCAACCUCCCUGAAGUGAAACCAAAAGAUCAUUCUGCUGAAAUGCCUAAAGUCAAAGGACCUGAAAUUGAUUUAAGCUUCUCAAAGAAAGACACAGAUAUUACAUUACCAGGGACCAAAGCUGAGAUGAAAUUCCCAAAGGCCCCUAAAAUGGAUGUCAGAAUUGGAAAAGCAGAGGUUUUCAUUCCAGAGGCAAAGGUCGAAGUAAAAAAAUCUGAAAAGGACAUAAAACCUCCACAGACUGGUAUUGAACUUGGAGGAAACAGAAGCAAGUUCAAAAUACCAAAGUUUGGAAUCACAAUGCCAAAAUUUGAAGGACCUGAGAUUGAUUUAACCACGUCAAAGAAAAAUGUAGACGUCAAAAUACCACAGGCCAAAGCUGGGGUUGAACUCCCAGAAGCUCCAAAAACUGCUGUGGAAAUGAAACAACCAGAGUGUGAAGCUGAAAUGGAUGGUCAAGGAAGCAAGUUCAAAAUGCCAAAGUUUGGAAUCACAAUUCCAAAAGUAAAAGGACCUCAAAUUGACUUAAGCCUUUCAAAGAAAGAUGUAGAUGUGACUCUACCAGAGGCCAAAGCGGAAGUUAAACUUCCAGAUGCUCCAAAGAUUGAUGCAGAUAUAAAAGCACCAGAGUGUGAAGCAGAAAUGGAUGGUCAAGGAAGCAAGUUCAAAAUGCCAAAGUUUGGAAUCACAAUUCCAAAAGUAAAAGGACCUGAAAUUGACUUAAGCAUCUCAAAGAAAGAUGUAGACGUGACUCUACCAGAGGCAAAAGCUCAGGUUGAUCUCCCAGAAGCUCCUAUAAUUGAUGUGGAUAUGAAAGCACCAGAGUGUGAAGCAGAAAUGGAUGGACAAGAAAGCAAGUUUAAAAUGCCAAAGUUUGGAAUGAAAAUGCCAAAAUUUGGAAUCACAAUUCCAAAAGUAAAAGGACCUGAAAUUGAUUUAAGCAUCUCAAAGAAAGAUGUAGACGUGACUCUACCAGAGGCCAAAGCUCAGGUUGAUCUCCCAGAAGCUCCUAUAAUUGAUGUGGAUAUGAAAGCACCAGAGUGUGAAGCAGAAAUGGAUGGACAAGAAAGCAAGUUUAAAAUGCCAAAGUUUGGAAUGAAAAUGCCAAAAGUAAAAGGACCUCAGAUUGAUCUAAGUUUAUCAAAAAACGAUGUAGACAUCACAAUACCGGAAGUCAAAUCUGAUGUUAAAGUCCCUGACGUUGAACUAAAAGAACCGACUGCUCAAGUGGAAUUUAAAGCUCCUGAAACUCAAGGAAGCAGUAAGAAAGGAUCGCCAUCAAAAUUUAAAAUGCCCACAUUUAAUUUUCCGAAAUUUGGGGCUGCCACUUCAAAUCUCAGCGCUGAAGUAUCUGAUACAGAAAAAGAAAUCAAAAUUGAUGGAGCUGACUUGCACCUAUCUAUGCCACACAAAGAUGUUGAUGUACCAGAUGUUAAAGCAGAAGUCAAGCUGCCAGAGAUGGAAAUUAAAAAAAAUGUAGGCACUGUUGUGAUAGAGCAACAGCCAGAGGUUGAGAUUGAUGCAAAAUUGAAAAAGCGAAGGUUUUCACUGCCCAGAUUUUCUUUUUCAAAAGCAAGUGUUAAGGCUCCAGAAGUUGAUGCAAAUCUUCAGGAUUUGAAUGUUUCAAUUCCAGAGGGAAAAGUUGAAGUGAAAGGAGGGGAAGUGGAAACAAAACUACCAGAAUGUGAAGCAGAAGUUGACGGAAAAGAAGGCAAAUUUAAAAUGUCAACAUUUGGAAUCACAAUGCCAAAGGUAACAGGAACUGAGUUGGAUUUGAGCUUAUCAAAGAAAGAUGUAGACAUCAAGCUCCCAGAAGCCAAAGCUGAAGUUCACCUUCCAGAAAUCAAAAUGAAACAACCAUCUGCUUCCAUGGAAAUUAAAGCUCAUGAGAUUGAAGAUCAAAAAAUAGGUGAUGUUAAAGGAUCACUGUCAAAACCUAAAAUGCCAACAUUUACAUUACCCAAAUUUGGAGCUGCUACUUCAAAGGUCAGUGUGGAUAAACCUGAUAUGGAUAUACAAAUUGAUGGAGCUACCGUUGAUGUCACAGCACCCAGCAUUGACACUAAAGACCUAUCCGUAGAUAUCAAAGCUAAAGAAGGUGACCUUGAAAGAUCAGGAAGCAAGUUUAAAAUGCCAAAGUUUGGCAUCUCAAUGCCCAAAGUUAAAGGACCUGAACUUGCUUCAAGUUUAUCAAAGAAGGAUUCAGAAUUCACAUUACCAAAAUCCAAAGCUGAAAUCAACCUGGCCAGUGUUGAAAUCACACAACCUGAAGUGGAAAUCAAAGCUCCUGAGAUCAAGAUUGCAACAAACGAUAAAGAAGUAUCACCAUCAAAAUUUAAGAUGCCAACAUUCAAAAUACCGAAAUUUGGAGUUGGUCUUCCAAGUGCCACUGUGGAAGUCCCAGAAAACGACAAGGACAUCACAAUCGAUGGAGCUGACAUCAAAAUUCCUGAAGAAGUUCUUACAGUUCAUAUUACAGCACCCAGCGUUGACCCAUCAAUAGUUAUUAAAACUGAAGGAUAUGAACAUGAAGGGAAAGAAAGCAAGUUUAAACUACCAAGUCUUGGUUUUUCCGGGCCUCAAGUUAAACAGCCUGACAUUGAGUUAGGCUUAAAAAAGAAAGAUAUGGAUGUGACUCUACCAGAAGCCAGAGCUGAGGUCAAACUCCCUGAUGUUGGAUUGAAAACCACUUCUGCUGAGGUGGAAAUCAAAAGUCCAGAGAUCAAGGUUGCGAAAAUGGGAUCAGAAGGAUCGCCAUCAAAGUUUAAGAUGCCAACAUUCAAACUACCCAAAUUUGGAGUUAGCACUUCAAGUGCGGCCAUAGAAGUGCCUAUUAUAGACAAAGAAAUCAAAAUCAAUGGAGCUGACAUUCAAAUUCCUGAAGAGGUUCUUGCAGUUCACAUUACAGCACCCAGCAUUGAAACUGAAGGCCCAUCAAUAGAUAUUAAAACUACAGGAACUGAACAUGAAGGAAAAGGAAGCAAGUUUAAAAUGCCAAGCCUUGGUUUUUCUGGGCCUCAAAUCAAACGUCCUGACAUUGAUUUAAGCUUAUCAAAGAAAGAUGUAGAUGUGACCCUACCAGAGGCGGAAGCUGAAUUCAAACCCCCUAAGGUUGGAUUAAAAGAAACUUCUGCUGAAGUGGAAAUCAAAAGUCCUGAGAUCAAGGGUGUGAAAAAGGGAUCAGAAGGAUCUCCAUCAAAGUUCAAGAUGCCAACAUUCAAACUACCCAAGUUUGGAGUUAGUACUUCAAGUGCUGCUGUAGAAGUGCCUAUUACAGACAAAGAAAUCAAAAUCGAUGGAGCUGACGUUCAAAUUCCUGAAGAGGUUUGCAGUUCACAUUCAGCACCCAGCAUUGACACUGAAGGCCCAUCAAUAGAUAUUAAAACUACAGGAACUGAACAUGAAGGAAAAGGAAGCAAGUUUAAAAUGCCAAGCCUUGGUUUUUCCGGGCCUCAAAUCAAACGUCCUGACAUUGAUUUAAGUUUAUCAAAGAAAGAUGUGGAUGUAACUCUAGCAGGAUCAAAGGCUGAUGUCAAACUCCCUGUAGUCGAACUGAAAGAACCAUCUGCUGAAGUGGAAAUUAAAGCUCCAGAGAUUAAGAUUGCGACAAAGGGUAAAGAAGGAUCACCAUCAAAAUAUAAGAUGCCGACAUUCAAAUUACCAUCAUUUGGAGUUGGUACUCCGAGUGCUACCGUAAAAGUGCCCGACAGAGACAUCAAAAUCAAUGGAGCUGACGUUCAAAUUCCUGAAGAGGUUCUUUCCGUUCACAUUGCAGGACCCAGCAUUGACACUGAAGGUUCAUCUAUAGAUAUUAAAACUACAGGAACUGAACAUGAAGGAAAAGGAAGCAAGUUUAAAAUGCCAAGCCUUGGUUUUUCUGGGCCUCAAAUCAAACGUCCUGACAUUGAUUUAAGCUUAUCAAAGAAAGAUGUGGAUGUGACUCUACCAGAGGCAAAAGCUGAAGUCAAACUCCCUAAAGUUGGAUUAAAAGAAACUUCUGCUGAGGUGGAAAUCAAAAGUCCUGAGAUCAAGGUUGAGCCAAAGGGUAAAGAAGGAUCACCAUCAAAAUUUAAGAUGCCAUCAUUCAAAUUACCAACAUUUGGAGCCAGUCUUCCAAGGGCCAGUGUGGAAUUGCCUGAUAAGCACAAAGACAUCAAAAUCGAUGGAUCGGACAUUACAAUUCCUGAAGAGGUCCUUGCAGUUCACAUUACAGCACCCAGCAUUGAAACUGAAGGCCCAUCCAUCGAUAUUAAAACUACAGGAACUGAACAUGAAGGAAAAGGAAGCAAGUUUAAAAUGCCAAGCCUUGGUUUUUCCGGGCCUCAAAUCAAACGUCCUGACAUUGAUUUAAGUUUAUCAAAGAAAGAUGUGGAUGUGACUCUACCAGAGGCAAAAGCUGAAGUCAAACUCCCUAAAGUUGGAUUAAAAGAACCUUCUGCUGAGGUGGAAAUCAAAAGUCCUGAGAUUAAAGUUGAGCCAAAGGGUAAAGAAGGAUCACCAUCGAAAUUUAAGAUGCCAUCAUUCAAAUUACCAACAUUUGGAGCUAGUCUUCCAAGGGCAAGUGUGGAAUUGCCUGAUACGGACAAAGACAUCACAAUCGAUGGAUCGGACAUUACAAUUCCUGAAGAGGUGCUUGCAGUUCACAUUGCAGGACCCAGCAUCGAAACUGAAGGCUCAUCAAUCGAUAUUAAAACUACAGGAACUGAACAUGGAGGAAAAGGAAGCAAGUUUAAAAUGCCAAGCCUUGGUUUUUCUGGGCCUCAACUUAAACAACCAGAUAUUGAUAUAAGCGUAUCAAAGAAAGAUGUGGAUGUGACUCUACCACAAGCCAAAGCUGAAGUCAACCUCCCCCAAGUUGAAAUAAAAGAAGGAUCAAAAACUGAAUUCAACCUUCCUGAUGUUGAAACAAUAGAGGGUGAUGCCAAGUUGAAAAAGUCAAGUUGGACCAUGCCAAGAUUUUCAUUUUCAAUGGCAGGCAGUAAGGCACCUGAGGCUGAUGUCAACGUCGAUGCCCCAAAAGUUGACGUUACACUACCAGAGGUCAAAUCAGAUGUACAUCUUCCAGAUAUUGACAUCAAAGAAUCCUCGGGUAUUUCUAUCGAGGGGGCACAUUCCACAGACAUAGAUGCCAAAAUGAAGAAGCCUAGGUUCUCAUUACCCAGAUUUUCCUUUUCAAAGCAAGGUUCUAAAGAGUCUAAAGUGGAUAUCAGUGUCCCAGACGUUGAUGUUUCUCUUCCAGAAGGAAAUGUUGAAGGCAAAAAACCUGGGAUUGAAGUAAAGCCACAAGAAGGUGAUGUGGAAUUACAGGGACAGGAAAGCAAGUUCAAAAUGCCGAAGUUCGGCAUCUCAAUGCCCAAAGUAAAAGGACCUGAAUUUGAUUCAAGUGUAUCAAAGAAAGAUUUGGGAGUCACAUUACCUGAAACUAAAGCUGAAAUCAACCUACCUGAUGUUGAGGUUAAAGGACCUGAAGUUGAAAUAAAAGCUCCUGAGAUCAAGGUUGCAAAACCAAAUAUAGAAGGAUCACCAUCAAAAUUUAAGAUGCCUACAUUCAAUUUACCUAAAUUUGGAGUGGGUAUUCCAAGUGCCUCGGUUGAAGUGCCCGAUACGGACAAAAACAUCAAAAUUGAUGGAACUGACAUUAAAAUUCCUGAAGAAGUUCUUGCAGUUCACAUCGCAGCACCACGCAUUGACACUGAAGGCCAAUCAAUAGAACAUGAAGUAAAAGGAAGCAAGUUUAAAAUGCCAAGCCUUGGUUUUUCUGGACCUCAAACAAAACGGCCUGACAUUGAUUUGAGCUUAUCAAAAAAAGAUGUAGAUGUGACUCUGCCAGAAGUCAAGGCUGAAGUCAAACUGCCUGAAGUUGGACUGAAAGACCCUUCCGCCCAAGUGGAAAUUAAAGGUCCUGAGAUCAAAAUUGGAACACAGAGUACCGAAGGAUCGCCAUCAAAAUACAAAAUGCCAACAUUCAAAUUACCAAAAUUUGGAGUUGGUACUCCAAGUGCCACCGUAAAAGUGCCUGAGAAAGACAUGAAACUUGAUGGAGCUGACAUUCCUGAAGAGGAUCUUGCAGUUCACAUUGCAAAAGCCAGCUUUGAAACUGAAGGACCAUCAAUAGAUAUUAAAGCUACAGCAACUAAACAUGAAGGAAAGGGAAGCAAGUUUAAAAUGCCAAGUCUCAGCUUUUCUGGGCCUCAAAUCCCACAGCCCAACAUUGAUUUAAGCUUAUCAAAGAAUGAUGGAGAUAUUACUCUACCAGAAGCCACAGCUGAAGUCAAACUCCCUCAUGUUGAACUCAAGGAAUCUUCUGCUAAAGUGGAAAUUAAAGCUCCUGAAAUUGAUGUCCAGACAGGUAAUGUUGAAGGAUCACCAUCAAAAUAUAAGAUGCCCACAUUCAAAUUACCGAAAUUUGGAGUUAGUUCUCCAAGUGCCACCGUAGAAGUGUCCAAUAAGGACAAAGACAUCAAAAUCAAUGGAUCUGACAUUACAAUUCCUGAAGAGGUUCUUGCAGUGCACAUUACAGCACCAAGCAUUGAUACUGAAGGCACAUCAGUCGAUAUUAAAACUAAAGGAACUGAACAUGAAGGAAAGGGAAGCACGUUUAAACUUCCAAGCCUUGGUUUCUCUGGGCCUCACGUCAAGCAUCCUGACAUUGAUUUAACUUUAUCAAAGAAAGAUGCAGAUGUAAUUUUACCUGAAACUAAAGCUGAAGUCAAAAUAAGUGAAGGUGCCAUUUCAGCACCAGAUGAACUGGCAGUAGACAUUGAUACCAAAAAACAAGCAAAAUGGGCAUUUCCAAGAUUUUCCUUUUCAAUGAAAGCUGGUAAAGCCUCUGAUGAUGAACUUGAAUCACCCAAAGCGGAUGUCACAUUACCAAAGGCCGAAGCAGAAGUCCAAGGUCCAUCAGGAGCUGUUUCAAUGGAAGAGCCUACUGCUGCAGAACUUGAUCCAAACUUGAAAAAAACUAAAUUUUCACUACCCAGAUUUUCUUUUUCGAGGUCAAGUGUUAAAGAACCUGAAGUCAGUGCUGAGCUUCCACAUGUUGAUGUUUCUCUUUCAGAAGGAGAAGUGAUAGUAAAGCAACCUGAAAUUAAAAUAAAAGCUCCUGAGCUUGAAGCUGAACAUCACAGACAAGAAAGCAAAUUUAAAUUGCCAAAGUUCGGCAUAGCUCUACCAAAGGUAAAAGGACCCGAAGAAGAUAUAAAUGCAUCACAGAAAGACGUAGAUGUCCCUGUGCCAGAUGUUAAAGCCGAAGUGACACUUCCAGAAAUUGAAGCCAAAGAAUAUUCAGCCAGUGUGGCAAUGAAAGAUUCUGAGAUUGAAGCUCAGUCAAAAGAUGUUGAAGGAUUGCCAUUAAAAUUUAGAAUGCCAACACUGAAAAUGCCGAAAUUUGGACUUGCUACCAAUGAUGUCACUGUAGAAGCACCGGAUUCUGAGAAAGGAGAUGAAACUGAUGGGGCUAUACAUAAGGAGGAUGUUACUGUCAUCAUCAAAGGUCCAAGUGUUGAUACUAAAACAGAUGAGACUGGCAGCGUGGAACUCGGAUCUCCAAGUAAAUUUAAAUUACCAUCAUUUAAACUGCCAAGGCUGAGUUUCUCAAGACCCAACGCUGAAGAUGAACAUGUUCCAGUUGACACUGAAUCCAAAGAUCAUCAGUUGAAAAUUGAAGUUGAUCCAAAAGGAGAGAAUACAUCACAAAAAGUGACUUUGACAUCAUUUGGUGAGACCAUUAAGAAUGUUGAUGUUGGUAUUGAUGUUGCAAAACCUGAAGAAAAACUUGAAACUUUAAAGGAAGUUCAAGAAACAGUGGAACCAAAUGGAAAGCAGCUAGAAGCAAAGGAAAAGGAAACAAAGCAAGAUACGACUAAAAGUCCUGAGAGGACGGGUUGGUUUAAAUUCCCCAGGUUUGGACUUUCCUCCCCAUCAGAACCUGCCAAGAUCGUUGAAAAAGAGGAGCAGAAGGAUGAAAACAGCCCAGUAGGGGAUACAUUGGAUGAGGAAAUAAGUCCCACGUAUUCAGUCCAGUCAUCCGACGCCUUUGCAGAUAUCAGCUCUGCAGUGACUAGUGAGCAUCUUGGCCUGUCCUUAUCAUCUCCAACAAAGGUCGUCACAGUCAAGUUCUCUGAUCCCAACAUUGCUUCAGGUCUUGGUGAGAUGCACAGUAACAUUAUUACUUCUACCACAAGGACUGAGAAGAUCUCAGUUGAGCCGAACUUGCCUGAGAAAAUCACCAUUUUGUCAUCUGGAGUUUCCUCUUCAUCGGAGGACACACUCAGACUGGAAUCAGGAAAAAUACAUGUGAUUACAUCAAAUAUCCAAGCGACACCAGAAUCACAGCAUGCCAAACUGCUUACUGAUUUCCAAAUCCGAUCAGCAAGCGGCCUUUCCCUAGAAUCAGAGGCUAGCAAAGGUGCUUCCUGGACUAUCGAAGACCCAGAAAGCGGCAAGAGAACGGUAUACCAGAGGCAUUUAGUAAAAGAAACAUCGAGUGAAAGCAAAGAAACAAUUGUUAUAACUCAACAAAUCACACGUACGUUUGACUCUUCUGAGACAGCUUCAUCCAUUAAACGACUGAAAGACUCUGUGCACUCCGAUAAAAUGAGGUUCUUUGAUGGAGCCGACAAGUGAAAUAACCUUAUGUAAAUGAUGUCAGAACAUGCAAUCCGUCAUUAUCCAGCCUCAGUGGCCGCUGGGCUGUGAAUAUCACUGUGACAGAGAGUGAGAUAGAAAACAGGUUUGGCAACUGCAAAAGACUGUUAGCUAAUGAACUUACCAAUCACAGGAAAUAAUCAGUGUUCAGGCGUUAACUUCAAUCUCUGGUAGCAUGUUGUUGACCUAUAAAGAGAUGGAUUAAUGUAAUUCAUUGACAAUGUGAUGUAGUUGUUAAUAAGCUCUAUAAUUCAGUGCUCUUACUUCAAUUUAUAAAAUAACUUCACCAAAUAUCCUUGCUUAUUGUGGUACAAAACUAAAGUAAGCCAUGUAUUUUGCUUCUCAAAACUUAUAAUAUAUUUGUGGUUUAAUAGUUUUUAAAUGUACAACUGAUCCAACUUACUUGUGCACUUAUUUAUCGGAUGAUAAUCAACAAUGCAUUUGAUUUAAAAACUGUUUUUCUGAACAAGAUUGAUGUUACUGACAUUCCAAAAUAUGUUUACAAUCAUUUCUCUGUGAUGUCAACAGAUAAAAACACCUACAAUAUAAUAGGGCAGUAGGCAAUAUGACAAAAACAAUUCUAUGUACAUGUAUCUGCAGGAUAUUCUUGUUGCUGUAGCUGAAAUGCAAAGAGACAAUAGCAUUGCAAAGCUGAAAUGAAACGCUUAUGAUCAAAAGUGUACUGCUGCAACUAUAUUUUUUAUUAAUAUUUUGCUUACAACCUAAUUUGCUACAGUAAAAAUAUAUCAAGAGUUUAGUAUCUUUCAAUAUCACUGUACAAAGUGGGAAUAUUAGACUAGCAGUGUAAAUAGCUUUUAAUGAAUCCAUGAAUUCUGAUGUAACAUGUUUGCAAAGUUAUACACAAUAAAUAAAUAUUAUUAUAUGUACA
This is a messenger RNA of Eleginops maclovinus (Patagonian blennie), 13504 nucleotides long. Its product is annotated as neuroblast differentiation-associated protein AHNAK-like. Gene Ontology annotation, molecular function: protein binding. NCBI's taxonomy places the organism in Eukaryota, Metazoa, Chordata, Actinopteri, Perciformes, Eleginopidae. The record is from RefSeq and is a predicted model, not a curated record. Gene Ontology annotation, biological process: regulation of RNA splicing; peripheral nervous system myelin maintenance. Gene Ontology annotation, cellular component: cytoplasm; nucleus.